Messenger RNA from Anolis sagrei ordinatus, 981 nucleotides. The record is from RefSeq and is a predicted model, not a curated record. Lineage: Eukaryota; Metazoa; Chordata; Lepidosauria; Squamata; Anolidae.
AUGGAAAAUGAGACAAUCUCAGACGUAUCUUCCCUCCAUAAUUUUGGAGCCAUUAAAAGACAUGUGAGGGAGAAGAGGAAUGGAGCCCCAAAAGUUACAAAGCUGAAUACUUCUCUUGCAUCAAAAAUCAAAACAAAGACAAUAAACAACUCAUCGUUUCUUAAGGUUUCACUAAAACACAAUAAUAAGGCAUUGGCUGUGGCCCUCAGUGCAGCGAAAGAAAAUUCUCAGCAACUCAGAAAAGAAAAGCUGCUAUUACAGGGAGAAAUAGAUGAACUACGCUUGCAGAAUGUCUCACUUCGCCAAAAGUUAAACUUUCUGAAUAAAACUCUCAUUGAAAUGGAAACAUUCUUGAACAAUAACUUUUUAACUGCAAUUGAAAUUAGCACUAUUUCAGAGUCAUGUUCCAAUUGUAAAAGUUAUGUAGCUGCUUUAGAAGUUACCUCUGGAAUUACUGAGAAAUCCAAAGACGGGAGUCGUACUGAAAACCAGCCAAGCAUGCAACAAGUCUCUAGCAGUGCCUCAGUGAUGGAGCUAAAUGAUUCAACUUCUGCAGGAGAAUCAAAAGCAAAUAAUAGUCCAUUUCCUAUCAAUGGAUAUGUGACGGAAAGGAAGAAACAAAAUUCCGACACAAAAACAAAGCAGGAAAGAACAUUACGUUGUUUCACUGAUAGAGUCAGAGAUACCAAUUCGAUAAGUACUGAGAUAGACCCAAAUGGCAUUUCACAUGGUGAAUCAUUUCCCGAAAGUGGUAAUGAGCCUGCUUGCGGAGAUCAAGUAUGUUCUAUAAAUGAACAAAAGUCAGAAGAAACUGUAUAUGAUGCUGACAUGGAAAUGACUGCUAGCGAACUAGGUGAAAUAGUAAUAAUUAAAUCAAAAGCCAAAGAAACAAAUGCUCAAAGAGUUAAUGCGGGGAAAAAUCCUGCAAAUUUGAGAAAAGACAAUGGUUCCAAAGGAAAAUAUCACAAGACAAAAUGUUAA